AUGGACAGAAAUGAGCAAUGUCUGAUGCAUUCAUUUACUGUUCAUGACCUGACACAAGAGAAGAAGAAACUCCAGGCCAGCUAUGAGAAGUUGGUUGAAGAUGUCAAUGCACUUAUGGAUGCCCAGGAGCAGAGGGCAGUGAUAGAAAGGAAAGAUGCUGAAACAACCAAGUUGCAAGAGAAGUAUGACACUUUGAAGAACAUAGCAGCUGCAAGGAAGAGUAAGAUGGACAGAAAUGAGCAAUGUCUGAUGCAUUCAUUUACUGUUCAUGACCUGACACAAGAGAAGAAGAAACUCCAGGCCAGCUAUGAGAAGUUGGUUGAAGAUGUCAAUGCACUUAUGGAUGCCCAGGAGCAGAGGGCAGUGAUAGAAAGGAAAGAUGCUGAAACAACCAAGUUGCAGGAGAAGUAUGACACUUUGAAGAACAUAGCAGCUGCUCAAGGUACUGUCAUUAGGAACAUGAAGUUGAAGCUAGCUGAAGAGAAGAAGAAUUUGCAGAUCCACAUUGAUGAGCUCAAGAAGACAGUUGAAGAGAGCAAUGUGAAGCUGGAGGGGAUCAAGGCCAUCAUAAAUGGAUAA
Messenger RNA from Aegilops tauschii subsp. strangulata, 579 nucleotides. Lineage: Eukaryota; Viridiplantae; Streptophyta; Magnoliopsida; Poales; Poaceae. The record is from RefSeq and is a predicted model, not a curated record.